This is a messenger RNA of Myxocyprinus asiaticus (Chinese sucker), 5794 nucleotides long. RefSeq names its product nuclear receptor ROR-beta-like. The coding region runs from base 687 to 2006 and encodes 439 amino acids. The record is from RefSeq and is a predicted model, not a curated record. Gene Ontology annotation, cellular component: nucleus. Gene Ontology annotation, molecular function: RNA polymerase II cis-regulatory region sequence-specific DNA binding; zinc ion binding; nuclear receptor activity. Gene Ontology annotation, biological process: regulation of transcription by RNA polymerase II. Lineage: Eukaryota; Metazoa; Chordata; Actinopteri; Cypriniformes; Catostomidae. The transcript is spliced from 11 exons.
GUCCACGCGUCGGAAAGUAGGUUAGCAGGGUAGAGUGAGAGUCGAGGGAGGAGGACGAUUCAGACACGCCAUAACACACAUCAAAAGCGCAAAAGGACGCUUUUAGGGACGCAAACUCACUCUGAGGAUCUUCCUUGUAUUUAAUUUACCAAUAAUGCUCUCUGUCGAAUCCGAAAAAUUCUAUUCGGUAAGUAAUCUCACGAAAGCGACUUAGUCCGGCCAAUAUUGCUCUGCACCCUGUGGACUUUGUAAAUUGAAGAAACAGCCAUCAAAAUGAGAGUGAUAGUGGGGAGAGACCUCAAAAGCAGCCAAAACACACCAGAGAGCGGAGAGAGAACAACACGAGAGUGCAGCGGCUGGUGUGCCUUAUUCUGUGUUUUAUUGUUUUGUUGUGAAGCUGAAGAUUUCGAGAAGUUGAUGUUAACUGAGAGUUUUGCUACAUUGAACUGACUGAACUAAGAAAAGCACAGAGAAGGCUGCACUCAAGUAUACUUUAGGCAGAAAAUAAAAGCCUUCCUGAAGUGUGCCACUGCUCCCCGUCUCUUCCUUCCAUACCCGAACCUUAGCCUCAAAUUGAGGUUAUACCCUGUAAGAUAUGUGGCGACAAAUCUUCCGGGAUUCAUUAUGGUGUUAUCACCUGUGAAGGGUGCAAGGGAUUUUUCAGACGCAGUCAGCAGAACAAUGCCAUGUACUCAUGCUCACGGCAGAGGAACUGCUUGAUCGACCGAACCAAUCGGAACCGCUGCCAACAUUGUCGCCUGCAGAAGUGCCUGGCACUCGGCAUGAGCCGUGACGCGGUGAAGUUUGGUCGGAUGUCAAAGAAACAGCGAGACAGCCUGUACGCAGAGGUGCAGCGACACCAGCAGCUGUCUCAGGAGUGCCUAGCAGGUUUGGGUAGCGGUCUGACAUCACGAGACCACGAGGAGACUGGCGAAGACAGCGCGAACAGCCGGCCAUACAGCAGCGGAUGCUCCAGCACCACCCUUAGUGACCUAGACGAUAUCGACGCGCUACCAGACGGCUUGCUCUUUGACCUGCCGCUCACCCCAGAGGAGACUAGGGAGUACUGCACUCUAGAGAUGCUUGGGGGUGGGUCAGGAAGUGGAAGCUCAUCCAAUCAGAGCUCUCCAGAGUCCAGCAUGGUUGAUUUGACGGAAGCAGGAAGGGUGAAACAUGAGUAUAUCCUGUAUGAAAACAGCCUGCUUACACACUCUCUCCUGGGGUCCCUACCUGACAACUGCUCUCUACACGACAUAGAGCGGAUCACUCAAAAUGUUGUGAAGUCUCAUCUGGAGACGUGUCAAUACAGCACAGAAGAGCUGAAGAAACUCAAUUGGAAUGUCUACACGCCUGAGGAAACUCGCAGCUUUCAACUCAAGUCUGCAGAAUGCAUGUGGCAACAUUGUGCCCUGCACAUCACAAAUGCCAUCCAGUAUGUUGUGGAAUUCGCCAAGCGUAUCUCUGGAUUCAUGGAUUUGUGCCAGAAUGACCAGAUAAUCCUGCUCAAAGCAGGAUGUCUUGAAGUCCUGCUGAUCAGAAUGUGUCGUGCAUACAACUCUUCUAAUAACACUAUGUUUUUUGAUGGAAAGUUUGCCAGCCCGCAGCUCUUCAAAGCUCUUGGGUGUGAUGACCUGGUGAACGCCAUCUUUGAAUUGGCUAAAAGCUUGAGUCGUCUACAGCUGAAUGAAGAGGAAAUGGCUUUAUUCAGUGCGGCCAUUCUACUGGCACCUGAUCGGCCGUGGUUGACGGAGUCUCAGCAGGUGCAGAAGCUUCAGGAGAAGGUUUAUGUGGCCUUGCAGCACAGCCUGCACAUGAACGGAGCCACCACUGAGAAACUGGACAAGAUGGUGUCCAAACUACCACAGAUGAAGUCUAUCUAUAACCUGCAUAUUGACAAGCUGGAGUUCUUCCGCCUGGUGCACCCAGAAACGGCCUACAGCUUCCCGCCUCUGUACAGGGAAGUGUUCGGCAGUGAGAUCAACUUCCCUGACUCCACCAGCCGUUAAAGAGGAAGAAAGAGAGAGACAGGGAGAGAAUGAGUGAGGGAGAGAAAGUGAAGAAGGGGAUAUAAUGAAAGAGUGUAAAAGGUUGCAGGGAGAGAAGAAAUAGACCACUGAGUGUAAAAACAGAUUCUAAAAUGAAGUCAUUUAUAAAACCUUGAGCAGUCCAGGCACAAUCCUUCCCAGUUUAGUGCAGCACUGUUACAUCACAACCAUGUAUACAUAGACACAACUCAAACACUUUCAUAUGAUGCACAAACACACACUGCCACAGGGGCCAACAUAAAGGGGCGAAUUUACUAAACAGUUGCGUCAUUUUUGCUGUAUUUCACCACAAAGUUCCUACAUCUUAUUCACAAGCCACCCGCAAUCCAGUUUAACCAGGUGCACUCAGUGCUGAAAUAGUGAUGCACCUUGAGUAUUUAAAUGAUGUAAUUUUUUUUUCCAGCACAAAUAUGCUUAAUUCCUAUGUCGCAGUAAGAGAGGAAUUGCGGGAUGUAAAUUAUGUUGAGCACAAAUUUUUGGGGUGUUUUUGAACUGUUAUCUGAUUUGCAUACUUCCUUUGGUAAACCGGGUUUAAAAACAAUGACAACAGCAUGUGCAGAUAAACAAUGCUAUCAGUGGGCGCAAUUGGUUCUUAGUGAAUUCCCCCAAAGUUUUUCAAUAUCCAUGCUAUUGUGCAACCGUACACACAUCACCAUUUUAAAAACACACUCACGAUUGGAAUACUCCUGGUUGUGCUUUCGAGCUGUUUUAAUUUUAUGGAAACACUUAUAAAUGAUCUUUUAUGUACAGAUGAAAGCUUGAAAGGAUUUUUUUUUUUUUCAAACAUUUAAUGUUUAAACAUGCCAUAAUCCUUUCUGUACACAAAAAGAUAUUUAAAGGAGUUUUUUUGUAUACUAUAAUUUUAAGAGGAUCAAACUCUCUUCCACAAAGUCUGUGUAUGUUCAGGAGAGCACAACACCUUUUUAAUGAGGUCUAAAAAAAGUCUUUCACCCAACGAAUCACUCUUUAAGCGUUAAUACCGUUAUUUUGUCCCCUUCUCCCCUUGUUUUUUCACCCUCGACGAAUCAUGAAUGUAUCCCAUGAAACGAUAGCACUUAUUUUAAUUUUUUUGUGACCGAAUGUACACAAUGCACUUGUGGUCCUGCGUUAUGCUUUACAAAACUUUAUGACAAUCCACUCAAACAAAAACCUGAUGUGCCCAAAUCACUACAAAUGAAGGGACCAAUGAUACCAAAACUCUACCAAUGCUGCGAUAAAGGAAUAUUAAAUGUUAAGUGCAAGUUAAGCUUUAUCGACGGCAUCUUUGGCUAUUUCGAAUCAUCUCUCAGUUUGUAAAAUUUUGCAUGUUUGAGCUGUAGAUUUUCAUUGUAAGUGCAUUUUUAUCAACACAUUUUUUUUUUGCUUUUACAAACUAAGAGACGAAUCAAAAUUAUUUUCUUUGGUAAGCAUGCCACAGUUAGAGCUUAACUUGUAAUUAACCUGGAAUAUUCCAACAAAACCUACAUAGUGUCAUGACAAUUCAUACGAGACAGCAAAAUCAUAAGAUACAUAGUUCAUUGGUUAGUUUAUUUAUUUCUAUAAGAGUAAAAGUUGCAAACAAGCCAACAUGUACAAUUUCUUUUGAUUUCACAAUCUUGUACUAUUAUUAUGGGCUGGCAAAUCUAUUUAGAUGAACUAGAAAUCAUAAGUGUGCUGAACUCUAAUGUGCAAUAGAAGUUAGAACAAUUAGAUUUUUUUUUUUUUGACCAUCAGCCUGGUAAUUAGCACCAAAAUGCAGUCAUGUCCAAACAUUUGUGAACACCUUGUUUUGUUUAUUUUCAGAAAAGAAACCCAUAUGCACACAAUCGUCACUUUCACAUUUAUUUAAACAAACUAAUACCUCAAUCCGCAAAAUCUGCAGAACUACUUAACUGCAUCUUAACAGUUGUAGAGGCUUUAGUUCGCUUUAGAAGAAAAUUGUGUUACUAAUGCAAGAAAUUUAAAAAUACCUGCACACAGUAUAUUUUAUAUAAGGUAAUGUACCUUCUUGUUUUCACUUAGCAAACAACAUUUUACCGCAACAGUGCUAAUCGGGACAUAUUAUUUGACCUUAACUGCCAAAUAGCACCGAAAUUACAACAGUAUCGUGUUUUAAAUUCAGUACAAGGAGUUUGCAAACUUUGGCAUGACUGUGAAUAAUUGGCGAAUGGAACAUCCAAAGCAGUUAUUUCACCAAACAUGCUCUUAUUUGCUCAGGCACAUUUUCACACAGUGUUUGGUGCAGCUCCUUGUUUUGUUUUUUUGUCAUUUUAAUGCAAUGAGACCUCAGUCCCACAUCCCCUUCCCUUGUAAAUGCCACUUUAAAAAAUAAAAAUAAAAAAUGAUGUUCAUUUAAUUUAUAUGGACAUUUAUAAAUGGUUAUUUUGAAUAGGAAUGUGUAGAAAAUAGGAUAUUUAGUCCAAAAAAGAAGAAAGAACUAGAGAGAAAAACAAGGAAAGGUGGAGCAGGUGUAAGUAAGAGAUACAGGAUUGUUCAAAGAAUGGAGCGAGCCAGGACUUUUACCAGCCGGCUCAAACAUUCCUUGGACUGCAUCGGAAUACCGGACCAGAGAGAUAUUCUUUGAACAGACUUCCGCCCACUUUGUUCUGGAUGAACUUUGCAGGCUGGUUUCCUGUAGCGUUCCAGAUGGAAUGCUUACAGGGAAUGGACAUUUAUUCCAAGACGAGUUGGAUGCGGCACGGAAUUUGACACAGCUUUUUCACAAAAAGGCAAAGGAGCAGUGUUUUCUGGGACAUGCACUGAGUUGGGAUGGCCCUAAUAAUCCCAGCCUGAUCAUGUGAGAGACCCUUCCUCCUGUAGGAUCAAGAGUUUGGUAAACUUCACAAUUGGUUUUCAUAGACCGAAAGAAAACGCAAUAGAUUCGGAAUGUCACUCAAAGAUUAGUCCAGGAACAGAUACGCCACAUGCAACACACGGCUUCCGGGAGCCUUGUUUGUGGUUACAAUGAGCACGGAAGUGGUUUCUGUUGUAUUAUUUUGUAAAUUGUUGAUCACCUCUCCUUUUGUUCUUUUCUAUGGCCCAGAUUUCAUCCUUCAGUUCUCCUUUUCCCUACUCGUGCACCACAGUACAACAAAAAACACAGUUUGACAGAGUUCUCAGCUACUCCUUUGAGUCAAGGCUCACAAUAUUGUUUAUAAGACCACAGUAUAUACACUACACAACUGGUUUAAGGUGAUUCUCAAACAUUGAUCAAUCACAUCCCUGCUACAUAAAACCAUCUUAAACCAGCCUAAUCUGAUUUUCUGGUUUUAACUGGUCACCUUGGACACUUCAGCUGGUCAGACUGGGGUACCAUCUUAAAACCAGCUUACACUAGCUUGGCCAGGCUGGAAGACCAGCUAGACCAUCCUAAACUAUAUAAGACCAGCAAACCAUCUUGGAGUAUUUUUUCAGUAGGGAUGUUCUAAAUAAAAGACUAAAAUGACAUGAUAUGGUGAUCUAAGUUAUUUUUUUAAGGAAAGAGAGAACUUUUCUUGUCUACCCAACCGUGUUCAGAAAGUCUCAAAGAAUAUAUCCAGUCAUUUCUUUAGAAGAAUACAGGAAUUCUGUCAGUAUAAUGUAUUUUGAAGCAUGUUGUUUUGACAAUCCCCACCUUUAGGUCUUUGAUGCAUGCCGUCCUAUUCAGAAGAAGUUGUGUUGUCUCAUUCAGUCACCCUGUAAAAAUGUAUAUGGUCCAUGUUUGUUUCUUUUUUUUGUUUGUUUCUGCUGUGUGUGUUUCACAACAACAAAAAAAGAUUUAUUCUCAGGGA